UUCAGUCGUAAGAUGAUAUCACUUUUAAGUUCAGUCAUAUACUUGGCAUUUUGGGUUCAUCAUGGAGUUAGUUCAUCAUGGAGUUUUGAAGGUCAGAUUAUUUUUGUCCUAACCCAGUCAAAUCAAUUGCUUCUCGUUAGUUCUUUUUCUAUCAUAUAUUCCCACCCAUAGGUCCUGCAGAUAUUCUAGAACGUUAUUUCCUACAAGUUCUGGGUUUCCUGUCCGCAUUCCGGUGUGUGGCUGGAAGGAUCGCUCCAUGACCACGGACGCUGACGGCGCCUCUUCCGGCUUACCUCAGGGGCGGGUAUGGCGGACCUGUUCUUUUAUCAGAAAGAUCUAUAUUUUGCUAAUAAAGGAACGUUUUGUGUCCAAUAAGGUUUUCGUCAUUACGCCUGAAAACUCCACCUUAAGCUUAUUUCGCCUGUGAAUAUUUAAGGGAAAAAAAAAACACCCCGGCAACCAACUGCCAGGCGACGGAGGCUAAGCUGCUCCUCCCCAUUGAGGCCAGCACCCGCCUUUUCCCGAAGUCGCAACACGCAGGCGCGCCUGGCUCGCACGCCACGAACGGAAGUGCGCCUGCGUCAGGAGACGCCCCGCCCAGCCCCUGCUCGACUAUAAAGUGUCGAGCUUCUCCUCGCGAGAGACUUCGUGCUCAUGCUCGCUGCAGGGGUCGGAGGUCAGGGCGAGCGUCUCGCGGGCCGUAGGAGGAAGAUGGCGGUGGAGUCGCGCGUUACCCAGGAGGAAAUUAAGAAGGAGCCAGAGAAGCCAAUCGAUCGCGAGAAGACAUGCCCACUGUUGCUGCGGGUCUUCACCACCAAUAACGGCCGCCACCACCGAAUGGACGAGUUCUCCCGGGGAAAUGUACCGUCCAGCGAGUUGCAGAUCUACACUUGGAUGGAUGCAACCUUGAAAGAACUGACAAGCUUAGUAAAAGAAGUCUACCCAGAAGCUAGAAAGAAGGGCACUCACUUCAAUUUUGCAAUUGUUUUUACUGAUGUUAAAAGACCCGGCUAUCGAGUUAAGGAGAUUGGCAGCACCAUGUCUGGCAGAAAGGGGACUGAUGAUUCCAUGACCCUGCAGUCGCAGAAGUUCCAGAUAGGAGAUUACUUGGACAUAGCAAUUACCCCUCCAAAUCGGGCACCACCUCCUUCAGGGCGCAUGAGACCAUAUUAAAUUCUAUUUACAAUUUCUUGAAUUUAUUUUUCCGUCAGUUAUGUAAAAUAAACUUACUCUUUUUCCUCCCCUGAUUAUUGCCAUUAAGCCUUUAAAUUCUAAAAUUAUAAUGCAUCAUCUAUUUAGGAAUUAGAUUCGGAUGUGCUAUUGUAUGAUUACUAAUAGAAAGUCUGUAUGUUUCAAGCCCUUCUGUAAAAUAUGAAGAAAAGUGCUCUUAGCAUUCUGUGUAAAACUGUACUGUUAAAUAUAUGUGUGUAAUCAGCCUGAGUGUGAAAGUUAAUGGAGGCCUGGGAACAGGGUUUAUACUAAGUAGUGGAGGAGGGUAUUGUUAAGCCCAAAGGGGCAGAACAAGAAAGCCACAGGAUUGUAUGAAAUCAAACAUGAGUUUGUGGUGUAGACUGCUGUAAGCAGUUGGAAAGGACGUGAGAUUGAGCUCAAGUGGCAGCAGAGGCAGUUUGGAAUAGUCCGAGCUGAGGCAAGUUGAAGAAGCUGUGUUGGAAGAGAUGGCGCUGCCUUGAUCAGGGUACCAUGACAUAAAAGGUUGAAGAACAAGCACCACAAUGAGGACUUAUAUUUUUAACAUGUGGGGAAUAGGGCAUUUUAAAGGCUGGAACCAGUUCAGAGGAAACAAGGGUUUCAGUAGAGGUAGAAAGAUUUACCUUGGAGGUCUGCAAAUGGAGGGAGGCGUGAAGGAAAAAUCUUAAAGACCGAGGGAGAAGAGCCAAGGACAAGGUCAGGUUGAGUGAGUAGGAGGUAUUCACGCACCCUCUUGUGUGCUAGGUACUGGUGUGCAUCUGAUUAGAGAGGCAGUAAAGCAAUGAUGCAUGCAGACCAGUGCAGCAAAACGUUUAAAUCCUGAUUGCAGCAGUGGCUCUGCAACUUUGGAUAAAUUAUUUGAAUCUUCAUUUUGUAAAAUGGAGAUAAUGGCCUAUAGGAUUGUCAAGAUUGAAUAUUUUAAAAGAGCUUAGAAUAGUGCCUGGCAAAUGAGAAAACAAUAAAUACUGGUUAUCGGCUGUAAAGUGGUGUUAAAACUGGAACUCUUCCAUGGCACUAUUCUCAUUUUGAAGUUUAUGAAGAGUAUGACAGUGUACUGUAAAUUCCCUUUAGUUUGUUACAGUAGCCAAGUGAAAAUGUAUAUCCCAAAAUUUAAAAAAAAGUACUAGCAGCAAUUAAAUUGCAGUAGUUUUAUCUGGCACAUAGAAAAACAGCCAUUUAAAAUCUAACGAUUCUGUGGAAUUGGUGUCCCUGUUAGUGGCAGAGACCAACCUGGAGCCUAGAUCUGGUGCCUCUUCUGUGCUGUGGUUUACCCCAAACCUUUAGGUUUAUUCAUUCAGAUUAGAUAGAGUGGAGCCAUAAAGUUAAUUUACACCUAGCUUUUUGGAGAAUAGCCAUGAUUAACUUCCUAUUCGUGGGGGGAAAAACCCUAUGAUUUACUAUGCAGAUGAAGAGGGUAGGAACUAAAUAAAGGACUUUGUAAGCCAAA
Messenger RNA from Chlorocebus sabaeus (green monkey), 2656 nucleotides. RefSeq names its product Sin3A associated protein 18 (gene SAP18). Gene Ontology annotation, biological process: negative regulation of DNA-templated transcription. The record is from RefSeq and is a predicted model, not a curated record. Gene Ontology annotation, cellular component: nucleus. Gene Ontology annotation, molecular function: transcription corepressor activity; transcription factor binding. Lineage: Eukaryota; Metazoa; Chordata; Mammalia; Primates; Cercopithecidae.